AAGCAGUACGUAGACAUCUCUCCAGUCCAGUCCCCUGGAUAGAUGUCUUUUUUUAUAUCUUGUUUGUUUACUUGAUUCCGCCGUUCUGAAACGUUCUAGCAUGCGUACGUAACUAUGUUGGCGUAUCGGCCCAAAGGUGGCACAGACGAACCGGGUCUCAGUGAUGCCUUAGCGUCGCGUUCCGUGCGACUAAGCGAGCAAACCUAUCGCAAAGUUUCCCUAUUGUACAGUAGAUGAGUCUAGAUGAGUGCGCGUGGACUUUAGGACAGUCCAGUACGUCAGGACAUUUCAUUCUGUCCUCUUGACAACACUACUUCGUAAGUGUCUUGAGUUUCGCUUUGUUUUUGGACUGUAUUUGUCAAACACGGAAGACUCUUCGUCGUGUCCGUGGACAGGUUUAACGUUAGUGGAUUUACGUCGUGUCCAAGACGACGGAAGAUUAGAAGCUGAUGCUGUUGAGGUGAUUCCUGAAGCGAUCCGAGUCCAUCUCUCUUCCUCGGCUCCGUCUCUGCAUGUGCCCGGGGCAGCACAGAUAUAGCAGUGGGCCGCUGUGCUGACGGACUUGGUGAAAUUAGGAAGUCCUGCCUUGGUUCCCUCCAUUGUGUCUAAUGGAUCUCAGGCUUGCCUCAUUGACACUCUGUACACUACUGAUUCUCGUGACCUCUGGGCCACAGCCAUCCAUUGGAGAGAAGGUUUACACCAACACAUGGGCCGUCCACAUCACAGGGGGAGAGCAGGAAGCUAACCGGAUUGCUAGCAAGCAUGGCUUUGUAAACCACGGGAAUGUAUUUGGAGAUUAUUAUCACUUCAGGCACCGCAAGGUGGUGAAGAGGUCUUUAUCAGAGCACAGAGGAACACACAUUCGUCUGCAAACAGAACACCAGGUAAUGUGGGCGGAACAGCAGGUGGUAAAACGAAGAAAGAAGAGGGAUAUUUACAAUGAGCCGACCGAUCCGAAAUUUGCACAGCAGUGGUACUUGUACAAUGAAGAUCACCGUGACCUCAACGUGAAGGAAGCCUGGAAGCAGGGCGUCACUGGACAAGGCGUCGUCGUGUCCAUAUUAGAUGAUGGAAUUGAAAAAAACCACCCAGAUUUGCUUCAAAACUAUGAUCCAGAUGCUAGCUAUGAUGUUAACGAUGGCGACCCAGACCCUCAACCUCGAUACACGCAGCUCAAUGAUAACAGACACGGGACACGUUGUGCUGGAGAAGUUGCUGCUGUCGCCAACAAUGGCAUCUGUGGUGUCGGAGUGGCCUACAAUGCCAAGAUCGGAGGUGUGCGUAUGUUGGAUGGAGAGGUCACUGAUGUGGUGGAAGCUCAGUCUCUUAGUCUCAACCCACACCACAUCGACAUCUACAGCGCCAGCUGGGGACCCGAAGAUGACGGCAAAACGGUGGACGGACCUGCAAAGUUGGCCAAAGAGGCUUUUCUACGUGGUGUAUUAGAGGGCCGCGGAGGACGGGGGUCCAUCUUCGUGUGGGCUUCGGGAAACGGCGGCCGCGAGAAGGACAGCUGCAAUUGUGACGGCUACACCAAUAGCAUCUACACGCUGUCGAUCAGCAGCAGUACGCAGAACGGCAACGUGCCCUGGUACAGCGAGGCCUGUUCGUCCACCCUCGCCACCACCUACAGCAGUGGAGGCCUCAAUGAGAAACAGAUUGUCACUACAGACCUCAGGCAGAAGUGCACAGACUCCCACACAGGCACCUCAGCCUCGGCCCCACUGGCGGCAGGAAUCAUCGCCCUCGCCCUUGAGGCCAAUAAAAACCUAACCUGGAGAGACAUGCAGCAUCUGGUUGUGAGGACGUCAAACCCUGCCCACCUCACCACCAAUGACUGGAAGAUAAAUGGUGUGGGUCGCCGAGUAAGCCAUUCUUAUGGAUAUGGUCUGCUGGAUGCUGGGGCUAUAGUGUCUCUGGCAAAGAACUGGACAAAUGUUGGACCUCAGCAGAAGUGUGUCCUUUCCCUGGUGUCUGAGCCCAUGAAUAUUGGAAGUCAUUUGGUGAUCACAAAAAUCGUGGAUGCAUGUACUGGAACGGCCAACUUUGUGAGCUCAUUAGAGCAUGCUCAAGCCCAGCUCACCCUGUCUUACAACCGCCGAGGAAAUCUGGCCAUCUACCUGAUCAGCCCACAGGGCACCCGCUCCACACUGCUUGCACCCAGACCUCACGAUUACUCCUCUGAGGGCUUCAAUGACUGGGCUUUCAUGACCACCCACUCCUGGGAUGAAGAUCCUCGUGGAGAAUGGACGCUGGAGAUCGAGAAUGUGGCUGGGACCACCGACUAUGGCACUCUGACUCAGUUCACACUGGUUCUCUAUGGCACGGCUUCUAGUUUAUCCGGCCCUUCAGCAGCUGACUCCAGCCAGACCGCUGACAGCAGCUGCAAAACCUACGACCUCAGUCAGAUCUGCACAGAGUGCAACCCCGGGUUCUACAUGUACCAGAAGGGCUGUGUGAGAGACUGUCCAGCCGGAUUCACCCCCGUCACCCAUUCCGUCUUCCUCCCCAACAAUGAGGUGUCGCCCGUCCUCCACCCCACCUGCCUGCCCUGCCACCCGGUCUGUCUCACCUGCAGCGCCCCCGGGUCUCAGGACUGCCUCUCCUGCCCACCUCACAGCCACCUGGACGCCGUCACCGGCUCCUGUCUGCAUCAGAACCAGAUCAUGCGCGAGUCUCCGGACGGCGGACUGUUUCAGAUGCAAGGUGACGGCAAAACCCCGAAAAACCACGCCGAGCUCGCCUCUCGCCUGCCUGUUACCGUGGCGGUGCUCAGCUGUGCCUUCAUCGUGGCCACGUUUGUUGGUGUGUUCGGCUUGCUGCAGAUGCACACGCGCAACCAGAACAAACUGCAAUCUGCCGAAGUGGGGCCGGGAUCCGGAUUACUGGUCGGGUUCGGAUUGAACCGCACCGCAGUUGCCUAUAAAGGCAUCCCAAACGUUUGGCGGGAGGACGAGGGCAAUACCGAAUCUGAGAACGAGGAAUUCGAGAUCCACAACGAGAGGACUGCCUUCAUCAAAACACAAAGUGCUCUUUAACUACGUUCCUCCCCUCUCUAGCCUCUACUGCACUGUUGUCUCUCUCUCUCUCUCUCUCUCUCUCUUUUUUUUUUUUUUUUAUGUGUUUUCAUUCUUUGGUUUGUCUGAACACUUUUGGGGCAUUUUGAUUUGUUUUUCGCACCUGUCUUAGUUAUAUUAUCCAUGAUUCACCUGGGCGUUGACCUCUCGGUGCCUCAACAUGGAAAGCUUCCAAACGCAAGCGAAGGGUGACGAGUCGAAACUACAAUAAACAUGACUAUUGUUUGGUCUCUUCCUCCUGCCUAGUGAGAUUUAAAGAAAAACUAAGAUUGAAAUAUUUGCAUACGAGAAAAUCAAAGCUUUUCAGUGUGUGAGUGAGUGAGUGUGUGUGUGUGAGUGAGUGAAACUACGUUUAUAUGAAGUCAAUCAAUGCUGCAGUGGGUCGGAUCCACUGGCUUUGCGCAGGGAGCCUUUUAGAAGAACAUAUCACUAGUUGUACAUGGUCAGAGAUGGAGAGCUGCAUGUUGUCUUAAACAUACUUAUAGAGCUUACUACUCCACCUAGAGCAUCUGCAUCGCUAAAUUCAUGAUUUUUCUUUUAUGUAGGCUGUUUAGUGAAACGCUUCUCCAAAAGAUAAAACCAUUAUCAUCGUUAUUUGCUAUCUUUUUUACCCUCAUGUGAUUGCAGGCCUUCAUGACUUUUUGUCAGGUCUACAUGGUGUCCAUUUCUACUAAAUAUAAUGGGGACUAGGGCUUUUCAAUCUCUAAAAUGACUGUUUUGUCAGUUGUUUAUUGAAGUAAAGUCAAAAUGUGCUCUAGUAUAUUUAUAUAAAUUUGGGUGAUUGGGGCCAUUCACAUGUGUGUACCAUAAAAGUUUUUUUUUUUUUUUUUUUUACUGAUCUCUGUGCUACAGUAUAUUCUCAAAUGUCAUUCACUUCAAAGUUGGCUCAUCAAAAUCAUGACAUCAAAACUUAAUAUGAUUUUAUAUAUCAUAUUAGAAGUAAACUUGAGCAGGAAAGGCAUUUGAAACAAUGCACAGGUGUGCUGUAGAAUAUUAUCAUACUUAAAUUCCAAAAUAAUUUCCUCAUGUAAAAUUAAUAUGAUAUCAAAAGGCUCUUUUUUUGAUGCACGAUAGCCUCUAUCCUUGUUUAUUUUGUGAAAAAUGACUUGUGUUUUAUUUCAGCAAGAUCUCAUGCAGGUUUGAAAAGACAUGAGUAAGUGAAUAUGGUAAAUAUUUCGAUUUUUGUGUGAGAUAUUGCGCUCUUUGACCGUAUGCAAGGAAGAAACUCUGAUGUCGGCCAGCCUCUCCGAGCCAAUUUAAUUCUGUCCUCCUGUCAAGGGUUUGAAACACUAGAAAAGGUCUUUGCUGAAGGCGCAUCCUGAAAGGACCUGGCUUCUGUUUUGUAAUGUUAUAGUGAUUAUAUAUUAGAGGUGUUAGAGGUUGUGUUCUGCCCAGUAUGGGUGUCUUUUUGAAAUUAAUCACAGAAAGGUCUCUAAUGACUACCAGAUAUCAGUUAAAAUUGGUUUGUUUUAUAUGCUCAACAGUCACCUCAUCAGGUCAUUUUCUUUGCUUACUACUGUUUAUUAUUAGUCAUUUGCUUGGCCUUGUCAGCUCAUCUGCAACUUUCCAGGAAUAUAGUUGUGUUUCUGUAUUUUUCUGAAUCACAUAUUCAUGAUAUGUUGAUCAUAUGCAGUAUCUUUACAAAAUGACAAUGUAAUAUAUCAAAUCUGUGCAAUAGAGACCCAACAGGGUUAUGUGAUUUUAUGCUGAUAGAGUUGGAAUCAUAUAUCAUAUCAGUGAUUUGCGAUAACUGUUGAGCAUGAACAGCCUCUCCAGACCAUUGAAGGACAGCGCUGUGGCCAGUCCACAAAUGACUUGCACCAUCCUCAGCCUUGCCUUCGUUUAGUUGAGUAGGGUAACCGAUUUUUACAUUUUUGUUUUGUUUUACAUUAUCGAUGCAUCAGAUGCACUGCUCAUCUUAUCUUAUAAUGAAAUGUGUCUUGUUUAUCUACACACUUGCGAUUUUACAAUAAUGUCAACCGCUCUGAGCUCUUUCACCCCCUGCAGUAAUGAUUUGAUGUUGUGUGUUUUGGAAAGCCUUAAAGUGUGCAAAGGCAUGACCAAAGACCACCUGAUGAAAAUCUGCUUGCCUUAGAGUAAUAGCAUAACCUGAAAAAAACUAAAACUUUCUUUUUUUUUUUUUUUUUUUUUUUUUUGAGGUUAGUCACAGUUUUGAAUUGGGUCACACAUUUAGGAAAUGCUUUGAAUAGGCUGUUGAAUGACAAAUUUAAGCAGGGUGGGUUUUGGUCAAAAUGCUGGUGUUGUGACAACAGUUCUUGCAUUAACCAUACGCAAUAUGCUUUCACCCUGAUGGUGCAAUGGUUGUGUUGUGCUUUAAGAGCGUGUGUGUGUGUGUGUGUGUGUGUGUGUGUGUGUGUGUUCAGACUCAACGAGAACUUUCUAGACUCAUAGGAUUAUUUUCACCUUUUUAUUUUGAAGAGUCAACUGAUGCAUGAAGAUCCCCAAGUAGAAAACACCAUUCAUUUAUAUGACUACCUGAGACGGGACAACGAUAUAAAAAAAAAAAAUAAGGCCUAUUUUUGUACUAUAUAUGGUGCAUUGUCAUUUACAUGUAAUUUAAAGAUUAUUUUGCUCUUUUUAUUUAAUUGAUGUCAAUAUGCGAAUUAAAGAUUAUACAAAAAAAUAAAGAUCUAUGCAAACUUCAUAA
Molecule: messenger RNA, 5745 nt
Organism: Pimephales promelas (fathead minnow)
Lineage: Eukaryota; Metazoa; Chordata; Actinopteri; Cypriniformes; Leuciscidae
Gene: furina
Product: furin, paired basic amino acid cleaving enzyme a
Biological process (GO): peptide hormone processing
Cellular component (GO): Golgi membrane; trans-Golgi network
Molecular function (GO): serine-type endopeptidase activity
Source: RefSeq, a predicted model, not a curated record